Messenger RNA from Durio zibethinus, 474 nucleotides. RefSeq lists its product as uncharacterized. Gene Ontology annotation, cellular component: plasma membrane. The record is from RefSeq and is a predicted model, not a curated record. NCBI's taxonomy places the organism in Eukaryota, Viridiplantae, Streptophyta, Magnoliopsida, Malvales, Malvaceae.
AUGGUGAUUAAAAGCACAGGCAAGAGCUGGUUCAAAUUUUUUCAAUAUGAGGAAGACAGGGACUCGCCUAGUGACGUCCGAAAUCUUCUUCUAAUAGUUGCCACCCUCAUAGCCGCCGUGACAUUCCAAGCAGGAGUCAAUCCUCCCGGUGGAGUAUGGCAAGAAACUAGCCAAGGACAUAUUGCUGGCAGAGCUAUUUACGCAUCUCAACCACCAGCCUUCUAUGUUUUCUUGAUUUCUAACACUCUUGCUCUUUCAGCUUCAAUACUUGUGAUCAUCUCUCUAACCUACGGAUUCCCUUUCCAACUUGAAGUAAUUGUUGCCACAAUUUCGAUGAUCGUGACUUACGGUUCUGCAAUUUUUGCUGUUACUCCAGGAGAAUCAGUAAGGUUUCGUUAUGUCGUGGCUGCAGCUGCAGUGCCUUUCGUGAUUCGGUGCCUGAUUUAUAUGUUCAAUAAGUUUAGGAAAGAAUAG